AUCCGCUCGGAUCUGCCAGAGUUAACCUUCUUUCUCUAUUCACCAUUGCUUUUCUCCAUUCCUUUCUGUACUAUAUACCUGAAUUAUUUUCCAUUCUUAUGUCUUCCUAAUCUAUCCAUUACCCCCUAAUUGUUCCAUUGUUGGAAUAUGAAAGCUCGAGCCGUUUCGGCCUCCGGGCUGGUGCAUGCUGCACGAAUCCCGCCUUCGGCAUUAGUUUGUUGGCAAUGCCUUCGCAAUGAUCUUUUCUCGAAUCAAAUCAACCUCCAGACACGCAAGUAUCAUCCCACACGUCGGAAAUCCGCCUCGCCGUUUGGGGCCGCCGUCUCCGCGGCCCAAACGAUCUUCAAGGGCCUACCAAAGGCACCGCCGGGGAUCUCGGUCGACCCGUUGAGGAUCGUGGGAAAAGAACUCAAGUUUUUGACCAAGAAUAUUCGCCAAUUGCUGGGAUCUGGCCAUCCCACACUAGAUAAGGUGGCUAAGUACUACACCAAGAGCGAGGGAAAACACAUGCGCCCCAUGCUGGUGCUGCUGAUGUCCCAGGCGACGGCGUUGACUCCUCGAAAUGGCCGGGCGACCUCCGCGCCUUCGAACACCGUGAACGAGUCCAUUAGCUCCUCCGCCGUGCUCGCCGAUACGAACCCCGACCUCAACCCGCUCGCAUCGUCUGCUGAAGGCCAAUACGAUUUUACCGGCGACGAGAACAUCCUGCCUACUCAACGACGGCUGGCCGAAAUCACCGAAUUGAUCCAUACCGCCUCGCUUCUUCACGACGACGUCAUUGACAAUGCGGUCACUCGUCGGUCCUCUAGUUCCGCCAACCUGCAGUUCGGAAACAAAAUGGCGGUGCUGGCCGGAGAUUUCCUAUUGGGCCGGGCCUCCGUCGCUCUGGCGCGCCUGCGUGACCCGGAGGUGACGGAGUUGCUGGCCACCGUUAUCGCAAACCUUGUCGAGGGAGAGUUCAUGCAACUGAAGAACACGGCCGCCGACGAGAAACACCCUGUUUUCACCGACGAAACCAUCUCGUACUACCUGCAGAAGACAUACUUGAAGACGGCCAGCUUGAUCAGCAAGUCCUGCCGUGCGGCCGCUCUGUUGGGUGACGGAUCGCCCGAGGUGGUCGAGUCCGCGUACUUGUACGGACGGAACCUGGGGCUAGCCUUCCAGCUUGUGGACGACAUGUUGGAUUACUCGAUCAGCGACGCCGAGCUGGGCAAACCUGCCGGAGCGGAUCUGGAGCUGGGACUUGCAACCGCGCCGCUUCUGUUUGCUUGGAAAGAGAACCCGGAGUUGGGUUCGAUGGUUGGCCGCAAGUUCAGCCGGGAGGGCGAUGUGCAACGGGCUCGUGAGCUCGUUUUCCAGAGUGAUGGCGUGGGCAAGACACGUGCCCUGGCCCAGGAGUACGCCGACAAGGCUGUUGCGGCCAUCAGCGGAUUCCCCGAUAGCGAAGCGAAGGCCGGUCUUAUCCAGAUGUGCGAGAAGACGAUGAACCGACGGAAAUAAAUCCGACUCGACGAAUUGCCUGACCAUAUGCGAGACCACGACUUAAGACGGGAUACCGCAGAGUCCAUGGAUAAUAUUAUCCGAGUGAGAAACCUCUCCUCUAUUGACACUUUUUCUUCGAACGAGGUCAAUGUACCACCACUAUUUUCUAUCUGUACCAUUGUAUUCGUGCCAGUUUGUGCCUAUGUUUACUCUUCCUUAUUACUUCGACCCUGUCCAAUGUUCUAUAGUUUGGUUUGUGUCGGGAUGGGUGAUUGGGAAUCCUUGUUCUUUUCUUUUUCUUUCUUUCUUCUCCCUUAUACAGGGGAUAGAAGUCCGAGGUGCAAUUGGGUAUUCCGUGAUAAACAGCUCAGUCUGGGUGUACAUAGUCUAGAAAGGAGAGCUACCUACCCAGCAGGUCCUAUAGAGGAAUUAUAGAAAAGGGAUGAAUCAUGAAUCAAUCCGUUUCAAACAGAGUACCUGGUGGGUACCUCCGCGGUACGGCCGAGGCUUCUGCCAGCUACCAAGUACAGUACGGUAAACUAUAAUACCUGAUAGUACAGGGCGGUCAGGGUCCAAAGCCGACGGGAUGAUAUUGUUCCGGCCCGGAAAUGACGGAUGGUUCGGCAGCGGCAUGAAAUCAUUGGGCGGUCUCAUCGGAGGUACAAACGGGGUACUUCCAGGUACUU
Molecule: messenger RNA, 2168 nt
Organism: Aspergillus melleus
Lineage: Eukaryota; Fungi; Ascomycota; Eurotiomycetes; Eurotiales; Aspergillaceae
Gene: COQ1
Product: trans-hexaprenyltranstransferase
Exons: 2
Coding region: 148-1500 (450 amino acids)
Biological process (GO): isoprenoid biosynthetic process; ubiquinone biosynthetic process
Cellular component (GO): transferase complex
Molecular function (GO): prenyltransferase activity
Source: RefSeq, a predicted model, not a curated record